AUGAACAUGAAGAGGUGCCUCAGCGCUUGCAUUCUGCUGAUGCUUUCACUCGAGGGAGCCCUCCUCGUCGCCGGCCGCCCCUCCGCCGCCUCCGCCGCCGCCACCACCAUUCGCCUCCCCAGCGACACCCAAGCAGCGGAACCGGCGAGGCCGUGGGACUGCUGCGACUUCGCGCUGUGCACCCUGUCGCUCCCGCAGUACUGCCGUUGCUUGGACCAGGUGGACCAUUGCGCCGCCACCUGCAAGGACUGCGCAGCCUCCCCGAUGGACCCUUCCCGCCACGUCUGCCAAGACAUGUACAUGGGGUUCCCCGGGCCCAGGUGCACCGACGACGGUAACAAUGUCGGUAACUAG
Messenger RNA from Lolium rigidum, 354 nucleotides. Its product is annotated as Bowman-Birk type trypsin inhibitor TI1-like. The record is from RefSeq and is a predicted model, not a curated record. Bases 1 to 354 code for a protein of 117 amino acids. Gene Ontology annotation, molecular function: serine-type endopeptidase inhibitor activity. The transcript is spliced from 2 exons. Gene Ontology annotation, cellular component: extracellular region. Lineage: Eukaryota; Viridiplantae; Streptophyta; Magnoliopsida; Poales; Poaceae.